This is a messenger RNA of Microplitis mediator, 4107 nucleotides long. RefSeq names its product leucine-rich repeats and immunoglobulin-like domains protein 1. The transcript has 2 exons. The record is from RefSeq and is a predicted model, not a curated record. Bases 371 to 2254 code for a protein of 627 amino acids. Gene Ontology annotation, molecular function: protein binding. NCBI's taxonomy places the organism in Eukaryota, Metazoa, Arthropoda, Insecta, Hymenoptera, Braconidae. Gene Ontology annotation, cellular component: plasma membrane.
CAAGUAAUUGACACAGUCCUCGUGCUGGGAAUUGGCCAGUAGUUUAUUAAAUGCAAAUGACGACAAGAGGUCGUGGAAUACUUAAAAAGGAAUGAUGUUGAAGGUUAACUGGUGGACCUGUUUGCUGGAUCUUCUCAUAAAAUUCUGAAGGACCGAGUACUUAUUGCCUAGCAUUCGACCACCUUCGAACAGUCUCUGCUCGUGCUCGCAUCAGUAAACUACAAGUUGGCUCCGGUAUAUACGGCUCGUGAUAGAGCCAGUGAUUGCAGUCUUUGUCUAUCGGCUUGAACUUCCUUUAUUUUUAACAUUAGAUAGACUUCACGACAGGAUUCACAUCAUAAGACUGUUUCAGACGUCACUGCGGAUAACGAUGAAACGACAGCUGGAAAUGUGGCGGAUUAUUCUGCUUCUGGGAAUUGCCCUCGGGGCCAACACUCGAGCCCUAGUGCUCAGACCUGAGCAUUAUCUUCUGGACAUUGACAACGGAAUCCUCAAGAACGUCAAGCCGUCGACUGAACCACUGGUCAGCGAUGUUGAUUUAUCCAACCUCGGGCUGCGGUCGGUCGAAAAAAAUGCCUUUGAUGAGCUUGUCAACAUAAAAUCUCUCAGUCUUGCUAAUAAUUCUCUUCGAGAGCUACCGGAGUUCGUUUUUGCUAAUUUAACAAGUCUGCAAGUUUUGUCCCUCGCUGGAAAUGAAUUCAAUGAUUUUGAAAACAAUUUUGUGGGGCUCAGUAACUUAAAAAUACUCAAUAUUUCUGAUAAUCCCCUCAAGCAUCUGCGGAAGAGUUUUUUCUUCGGUCUGACCAAAUCAACUGACAUUAUAACGGAAGGUAACGAAUUUUGGAGUAUAUCGACUGUACUUUUUGAAAAUCCAUUUCUCAGAGAGCCAACGGACCCUGAACUGUUGAAGAGCGGGUCAGAUGAAAGCACUGAUAAGAAUCCCAGUUUGAGAAACGAAUAUGAUAACGAUGACAGUUUAGUUCUUGAUGAUAAUCUGCAAGUGAAGGUUUGCAAAACUGAACAAGGUGUCGUUAAAUCUGUUGAAGAACUACAGGAAAAUGAAACUUUAUCCUCAGAGUGCCGUCGCGCUGGUAUCAUUUACAAGCAACGUACUUUAGUGCUUCAAAACUUGAGACUAAAAGCAUUUGAAACCGGCUGGUAUAAACUAAAAAAAUUUCCUUUCAAUUCAAUAGACUUGACCAUGAAUGAAAUAUCGAAAAUCACUCCUGCAUUAUUGAAUGAUCUUCCUGAGAGUUUGGCUUUCGUGAAUUUGGCGGGAAAUAAAAUAGAGAAAUUAGAAAAAAACACAAUUGUCAAUAACCAUCUGAAAGUUAUAAAUUUGAAAGAUAAUUUGAUAACAGAAAUCGAAGAUGGCGCUUUGGAAAAAACUAAACUUUCUGGUUUCUUUAUUAUAGGAAAUCGUUUGAGGAGUUUAUCUUUUGCUUCAACUCUACCCAGUACGCUAACAGAAAUGAUUAUUUCGCAGAAUCAUAUUGAAGAAAUUCCAGAAAACGCAAUGGCUAGCAUGAAGAAUUUAGUUUAUUUAAACCUUGCGCACAAUAAUAUUACUGAGUUAAAAAGUCAAUCACUGCGGGGCUUAACUUCGCUUCAAGUGCUCAUCCUUACAGACAAUAAACUAAAAAAUAUUGAAGAAGGGGCUUUUCAAGAUACGGUUAAUCUCCGAACACUUUAUCUCUACCGUAAUGUAAUCAGUGAUUUGAAAAGUGGAUUUGCAAGAGGAUUAGAGAAUCUGAAAGAUCUUAAUUUAGCUUGGAACAACAUCACUAAAAUUACCAAGGAUACAUUCGUUGGAUUACCGGACACACUACGAGAUCUUCAUCUCGAUUACAAUGAAAUCGAGUCUUUGGAGAUUGGAAGUUUCGUGGGUGUACCGAAAUUUACGCUUUCUCUUGAUGGCAAUAAAAUAUCAGCAAUACCUCGAGGAACGUUCAAUCUUCCUUAUCUUCAUGAAUUGCACUUGAAAAAUAACUCGUUGCAGACAAUUGACGGGGACGCAUUUGAAGGUCUUACUCGUUUGCGUCGGCUUUCUCUGAAUGCAAACAAUAUUAAAAAUAUUACGAAAGGCGCUGCGAAAAAUAUGGUACGUGUACAUUUGCUUGAUAUUUCAAAAAAUCCGAUAGAGCGUCUAGAAAAUGGUGCGCUGUUCGGAUUACCUAAAUCAAAAGGCAGUUUUGUGUAUUUAUCUGACACUUAUCUUAAGCUAAUUCAAGGUGGUAUUUUUGAUGACGUCUAGGCCGAUGAUCAUCCCAGGUAAUGGAAGUAAGAGUCAAUUUUCUGCUGUGCUGAGGUAACAGCCGAUGAUUAUCGACAUUACAUAUACACAUUAUGAAAAUUGUAAUUUAUCAUGCAUGAUUAUAUCAACGUAAUAUUAUUGUCAACGGUAUAUAGGAUAGAGAGAGUAUAUUAUGAAGCGUACGGCAUUUAUGCUGAAUUAUACAUUGAGAACAAUUCUUUUGUGAUGAUUAUUGUAAUUUUUUUUAUUAUAUGAACACAGGAAAUAAGGAUUUCUUGGCACAAGUAAUUUUUUUGUAGGAUAAAUUGAAAAAAAAAAUUUUCGUUAAGACUAGAAAUAAUUUCUUGGGUCAAAAAAUUUUUAUUUGCCUCAAGAAAAUUUUAUCUGACCUCAAAAAAAUUUUUGUUUUUAAUUUGUACUACAAAACAUUAGUUGGGAAAAGUAAAUAAUUUCUUGGGUCGAGUAAAAAUUUUUUCUUGCGUCAAGAUAAUUUUCGUUUUUAAUUUAUAAUGCAACAAAUUUCUUGGUGCGAGUAAAAAUUUUUUUGUGUCAAGUAAUCAAUUUAUUCUUUGAACGAGAAAAAAUUUCUUAGCCCAAGAAUUUUUUUCUCACCCCAAGAAAAUUUUUUCUUGCAUCAAGAAAAUUUUUGUUUUCAAUUCAUAAUGCGAAAAAAUUUCUUGCGUCAAAUUAAAAUGUUCGUAAGGCGAGUAAAAAUUUUUAGCGCCAAAAAAUAUUUUUUUUCUGUGCAUAAAAUAAUAUACUAUAUUUUAUUUGAUAUUUGUUCUUCAUGUUUUUCAUAAAUCUAAAUGUAAUUGUACUAUCUCGAUGACUGUAACAAGAAAUUUCCCACGUAUAAUAACAUUUCCCGUUCCGGUGUUCCGGGGAACAAGACUCCUGGGUAAUUUUGUGGCAUUGACACCACUACACAUUUAUUCUGACUUAACAUAUUCUCAGUUCUCGCGGUUAUGAGUUUUAAGAUAAUUAUUAUGAUGCUGCAAAAUUAUUCGUUGAGAGACGUUCAGUGGUAAAUCUUCGGACGAAUCGUUAAUUUUGUUAUUUCGUAGUUGUUAUUUAUAAUAAAUAUGAUAAUGUAUAUAAUCAUCAAUUAUGUGGAUUAAUGGACUUUGCAAGAAUGAACGUUGAUCGCUCAGAAGUGAAGACGAUAAAUUUUGCACAUCACCCGACAUAUAUCUAUAUAAAUACGUACAUAUAAAGACACAGUCUGAUGCCUUACCGUUUGCAUUACCUGAAUAUUUCAAAAUCAGCAAAGCCGGUUUACUACGAGGAUACAUGCAGUAGUAGGUGGGUGCCAAUGACCGGUAACCCAGGAACCAGACUGACGCAAAGAUAUCAGAAAUAAAAUAUAUAAUCGAAUGAAAGCCAUAUAAACCAGAAUGAUUUUAAACUGGGACAUAGGAAUACCUUGACUUUCAAGCGGAAAUCUUUUCAGGUCGGGUUCGUUGCCCCGACAUUCGCGGAUCAUUCAUCCUGCUCAGUACCAUGGAGAAACUUUGUGGAAUCUCCCUUGGACAUAAAAAAAUAUUCGUAGUCUGUUUUGUUUUUUAAUUCUUGCCUUCGUCUUCCAAAAAAAAGAAAUUUUUUAUGAUUAUAAUUAAAUUACAUGGGCUAUUUACUUUUGUUCAAAAUUUCUCUUUCCUCUUCCGGAUUUAAAAAUCAUCUGGGUCAUCUCUCAAAAAUUAAUAAAUUUUUAAUCAUCAUUGUAAUGACAUUAAAAAAAUAUUAUUAUGUUAUUUAUUUAAUGUAUUAAAUUGUAUUUAUCUUACAGUUAACUUAUGUAAUAAUGAAUUAUUGUAAACUUAUGAUAUUUAAAUGUUGAAAUAAAAGUAAUUAAG